Molecule: messenger RNA, 3174 nt
Organism: Alternaria burnsii
Lineage: Eukaryota; Fungi; Ascomycota; Dothideomycetes; Pleosporales; Pleosporaceae
Exons: 4
Coding region: 1-3174 (1057 amino acids)
Source: RefSeq, a predicted model, not a curated record
AUGGACCCGGACCCGGACACGGACCCGAACCCACUGCUCGCGAUGGAUCCUGGUCCUAGACUCACAGCGCAGACCGAGGUCUCACGCUCACAGCCUUUGGUCAAUGAAGCACAGAAACUACUUUCCAAGUACCGUCGUACUGUGAGCGAUCGCGUCCAAGAUGACUUCUUCAUUAGUCAUGUGGCUAUGGGAGAGCUCACUGAUAAGUGUUUCGACGAUCUUCGCGAGUUACGUCACGAAGUAUUCACAAUCAUAUUGAGGAGACUCAAAGCUCGAAACAUCACCUCUACCUUACUGAAACAAGACGCUUUCUGGUGGUGUUUACCGACAAACCUGAAUCAAACAGAUUCUUUUCGUCUCCUCCUGGAAGAUCCUCUCGCAGUAUCCACCCACCAGCUCAACAGUAUGCUCAAGCUGGAGCAGUCGACUCCGGAUAGCCCCGAGCCGGCCCCAAACUCGACUCUGUUCUACGUACGCUCCUUCACCAUGACGGUAAAAGACAUGCAUGACGUGUUCCAAUCGAUGCUUCACGACCGAUUUGACAUGAAUGGGCGUAUAUUUGGCUGGUUAGAAAUCAUCGAUGGCUGGCGCCACAAUGUCUGCAUGACACUGAGGUACAUCGGACAAUCAAAGAAUAAGCCCUGGGAUCGCCACUCCUCCGACAUCUACUCCAAAUCUCUUCGGUCGUUCAUGAACCGUUUCCUGAAGACCGUAGGUAUGGUCUGUCCAGCUGUACUCGAGCAGGCUGUUGUCCAUGUAUUCACGAAUGCAAGCGCUACUGGAGGCGCACCUCUUGGACCUAACAUCAUCGAGCUGCACGAGCAAGUCUUGAUCGCGCUAUUCGGUGACGGCGUACUCAACACUGAGGCAGGGGGUAACGAUAUGGUUGCACUCACGAAGGAAGAUCAUGAGAUCUUCAAAUCCCUCGGCACCCAAACUAUCUCGGCAUUGCAGUUUACAAAGGAAAUUUCGACAACGUCCCAACAGGCUCUAUUGAGGUACGCGAAGGACGUUCGCACUUACGUAAAUCAGCAUCCUACCACCACCAAAGGCAAAUCGAAGCGGCACGAGUUCACCGACACUACCGAGAGUAUGCUCGUCCGACAAGGUACCCCACGAGUGCUUCCAGACGGCUCAGCUGUCAUGGUCACGCUCGGAUCUGACCUAGGCGAUACACACGAUGACGAUGAAGCGCCCUUCUUCGAGGCUGGUGGUCGUAGUGCCGAGCUUGUUGAGGUUCUGUACAACAACUUUGCGUACUGGGAACAGGGACUGGUUGCAUCGUUCGAAGAGGGUUUUACGAAGAAGCUAGCCAAGCAGAACCUGCUUCCAUUCUUUGAUUUGUUUCCUUGGUUUGUCAAGCAUUCAGACGACUAUCCAUCCGCUAUCAACUUUGCUCGGCAGUAUAUGGAAGCUACCACACCCUUCGUGGUAUUGACUUAUGGUAAUCUGUCAACGUACGCGGCCACAAAGAGUUUCCAACCCUUUUCUGAAAGGAACUACAACGCAGAAUAUGCCUCAUUGAGGAAGGAUGUCAAUCGCAAGGCAUAUUGGAUCGAGCAUGUGAUGGGCGUACCUCAACUGGCUACGUUUGACGGUGGCUCCGGUUUGACCGCAGGUAAAGAGUUCAUCCUGAUCCCGUGUUACCAUCCAGGUCGGAAUGGACAUGCUGGCAUCAUGAAGACUCUCAUCACACGCCUGCUGACCAUGGUAUCUGCUGUGGCAUGGUCCGCUAUUGAACUUGCGAUUUCUGUCGAUCAGCACAAGGUUGGUUUUUCACGAAAGCAGAAGUGUGAGGAGAUCUUGAAGCUUCUCAAGACAAAGAUUGAUCCAGAGCAUGAAUUUGGUAAAGAGAUGAUGAAACUCAAGUCUGAGUAUGUCAUCGCUCAUACUGUGGAGUCACAAAACAGGUUCAUGCGAAAACAGUUCCUCCCAAUAGGCAAGCCUUCAAAAGGCAUUCUUCCCACGAAGGUCCAGCGAAGGGCUCGUAGAUCACUGUUCGACACAGACUUUCAGACUUCGGAUGCCUACGGUGGUGGAUUCGAUGUUGCUAUCCAAAUUCAGAAUUGGAAUGGCAUCUCGCCGAUCGACAACAAGCGUUUCAUGAUCACUUGGACAGAAGAAGAUGGACAAGUCUGGAAUAUUGCGCCAGUCCUUCUUCCUGACGGAGCUCUACCGAAAGACCAGAACGACAAGCGAUACUUGUUCUACACCUCUGGCGGCUUGGAUAUACGGAACGCUGCCGAUGAAUCAGUAGGCAAUCGGAAGCCACUGAUAAAUGGCAACAGCAAGGCAGAAACCAUACCCAUCGCAAGCCUCGCCAUCACCAUAUGCGACCAAGCAAAUGCCACGGCCUUCUUUUUGCAUUGGGAAGAAGUCACUGGACACUCUAUAAACGAAGUUCUUGGAUCAAGGCUGGUGAUGAAGAACGAUACGUCAAACUCUUUCAAAACCGCCGAUGAUGGCUUCUUACCAGCUUCUUUCUUCGAAAACUCGCCUUCCAAGCGUGGCUUGCCAUUCUCGUGGGUCAAUCCUACUACUAUGAUCAAGUCUCCGAACAAAUACCUUAGCAUCAUCCGAGCGAACCUACCUGCGUAUCCUGGAGAUCUCGUCUGGCUCAUAAACCGAUUUCUAGAGGAGGUUCUUCCCGAAGGUGGCGACAUCGACCCUAUUCCUGGAUCUAUCCACACUAACUCGGUAUACAGACUGGUCGUACAGUUCUGCAAUCAAGCUAAGUAUAAGUACCACCCUCAUCUACGGACUUUUCUAGCUUUUGCUAGUAUGGCCGAGAUGGGCAAUGAUGAGCGGUUCGUUCCCGCUAAUGCCUUCAUGAACGUUAUGAAAAUUAUCUUCGGUGAUGUCGAGCACAAGAGGAAAACAGCUAGGAUCAAGAUUAACGGAGAGUCAAAGACUAUGGACCGACUUUGGCUCACUGUUGGGAAAGACCGCGAGACCGGCGUCAUUCAUGAUGUUGAGGAUCCUGAACUCGAGCAAGAUAUCAUCAUCGAAGAAGAUGUCACAGAAGACGAGGACGACGAGGUUGGUGCGAUUGGAGCUCGGAAGCGGAGGAAGGAAGAUGAUGAGGAUCAAGGCGAAGGAUCAAGCAUACUCAGAACUCAUACUACGAGUACUGAAGACACUGGCGACUCUGAUUUUGGUAUGGACUUUUUGUAG